AUGGGCUUCGAAACGGUAUUAGGCCAAGCACCAUUCGAUAUUCACAGAAUCGCAAUCAUCGGCGCUGGCCCAAGCGGUCUUGCUGCGGCCAAGUAUUUGGUGGCCCAAAAAGCCUUUGAAAAGAUCGAUAUCUAUGAGCAGCAAUCAGAAGUUGGAGGCGUCUGGAAGUAUAGCGCAAAGCCGGCGGAGAACCGUCGUGUGCCCCAAGUGAACCCCGAAUGCCCGCCAGACCCCCCUUUGGAGCCUGGAGAUGGCAAUGACGAUAAGGGACCAGUUUUUCCCUCGCCCAUGUACAAACUACUACACACAAACAUUCCACGAGGUUUAAUGCCUUUUACGGACUUUCCUUUCUCAGAUGAUCUCCUCAUCUUCCCCUCUCGCGAUGACGUACAGGACUAUCUGGUUCAGUACUCCCAGGACUUAAGGCACCUCAUCAGUUUCUCUACCGAGGUCAAAGAUGUUCGUCUGAGAACAGAUGCCAAGGGAAAGGAUCAGUGGGACGUGGAUGUGUUAUCGCUACGAACGGGCGAGCUUACGACCGCAACGUAUGAUGCUGUUGUUGUCGCAUCUGGUCAUUAUUCUAUCAUUUAUAUCCCCGAUAUGAAGGGGAUAUCCGAGUUCAACAGCACACACCCCGAUAUAAUUUCUCACUCCAAAUACUACCGCACUCCCGAACCAUUCAGGAACAAAAAGGUCAUCGUGGUGGGCAACGCUGCCUCGGGCUUGGAUAUUGCCUCGCAAAUCAGCCAAGUCUCGCAACAACCAUUACUCUUAUCGGUGCGGACACCAACCCCAGAGGCCAACCUUGAAUGGACUGGGGCCGAGGAAGUCCCAGAAAUUGAAGAGUUUCUCGUGGCAGACAGAGCUGUCCGAUUCAAAGAGGGCAGGGUUGAGAAGGACAUUGAUGCCAUCGUCUUCGCAACGGGCUACCUCUACUCCUUCCCCUUUCUCACCUCACUACAACCACCGUUGGUGACGGAUGGGCGUCGAGUCAGGGGGCUCUAUAAGCAUCUCUUUCACAUUGAACACCCAACAUUGGUGUUCCCAGGACUGCCUAUAAAGGUGGUACCAUUCCCCGUCUCACAAAGCCAAGCAGCCACCUUCUCACGGGUGUGGGCGAACCUGCUGCCCUUACCAUCAGUGGAUGAUAUGAAACGUUGGGAAGACGAGGAAGCUGAAAAGAAAGGUUCCAAGUAUCACGUCUGGCCGGUGGGCGCGGAUUCAGAGUACAUCAACUCGGUCUAUGACUGGAUUACCGAAGCCGGCAUUCCAGGCAAGGAGCCACCUCGAUGGGACGAGGAGCAGUGCUGGCAGAGAACCAUCCACAUGAAGGCCAAAUUAAGGUUUGAACUGGAGGGUCGCAAGGCAAAGACUCUCAAAGAGCUCGGUUUUGACUAUGAGCCGGAGCAGAAAGAUGACUCGGGGCCGUUGUUGCUUUGA
This is a messenger RNA of Podospora pseudocomata, 1440 nucleotides long. RefSeq names its product monooxygenase (gene FMO1). The transcript has a single exon. The record is from RefSeq and is a predicted model, not a curated record. NCBI's taxonomy places the organism in Eukaryota, Fungi, Ascomycota, Sordariomycetes, Sordariales, Podosporaceae. Gene Ontology annotation, molecular function: NADP binding; flavin adenine dinucleotide binding; N,N-dimethylaniline monooxygenase activity. Bases 1 to 1440 code for a protein of 479 amino acids.